AUGGUCGGCACCCAACUAUGGGAGGACAGGGUCAAGCAGACUGUGUUUGACGAAGUGUGGAUUGGAUACGCAGCGCAGUUUUGGGGCAAGUAUGGCCACUACGACAAGGCCAGCAUACUGAAUGCAGACGAGACCGGCGUGAAUUUGCCGCUACUGUUCAGUUCAUUGUCAAGGGGAAGCCGGGCGGCACAAUUGAAAAGGGCGAGCUGUCCCCAUACGAUCGUCACGUGUAUGCUGUACAAGCAAAUGCUUGGAUGGAUGACCGUGUUUGGGCCAUCUAUCUGGAGCAUUUGCUUGCGCAGCAUGUGGAUGAUGCCUCUGUCGUUUUGGCCGACAACCUCGAUUGCCAUGUCUCGGGUGCAUCUCACCGACAAGGCGAUUGAGGCAAGUUUAGCGUGGUGGAACCAUUGUCACCGAAUUCGACGAGUCGAUGCCAGCAGCCGCUCGACGUUGGCGUCAUGGGCCUACUGA
This is a messenger RNA of Aphanomyces astaci, 471 nucleotides long. RefSeq lists its product as hypothetical. NCBI's taxonomy places the organism in Eukaryota, Oomycota, Saprolegniomycetes, Saprolegniales, Verrucalvaceae. The record is from RefSeq and is a predicted model, not a curated record. The transcript has 3 exons. The coding region runs from base 1 to 471 and encodes 156 amino acids.